Messenger RNA from Thrips palmi, 1263 nucleotides. RefSeq lists its product as uncharacterized. NCBI's taxonomy places the organism in Eukaryota, Metazoa, Arthropoda, Insecta, Thysanoptera, Thripidae. The record is from RefSeq and is a predicted model, not a curated record. The coding region runs from base 190 to 1263 and encodes 357 amino acids. The transcript has 5 exons.
CGGCAUCGCGUCCACACCGCCAGUCUGAGGGCGUACCGUCGUGCCACCGCGAGCACCGCGACGUCGCGACCCCCCGCCAGUGGAUUAUUGCCAGAGGAUUAUCUUGGAUUGGCCGGCCCAGCAGCCAGCCAGCCACCGCGCCACCGACGAGAGCAUGAGAGUGGCGGCCAGCGCCGCCAGAGCAGCAGCAUGAGGAAGGACAUCAAGAAGUCGUCGUACUACGUGUGGUUCCUCGGCGCCCAGGAGGCCAAGGGACUGCGCGGCCCCGAGUAUGUGCUCCCCGUGGUGCGCUCCCUGGUGGAGCGCGAGCGCGAGGUGGAGCCCUUCAAGGUCACCCUGCAGGUCAGCCACAAGGGCCUCAAGAUCGUGCAGAACGUCCCCGGCGCCGCGGCCGCGCCCGCCGGCAAGGCGUCCGCCAAGCCCGCCCUGAAGGCCGCCAAGGCGGAGACGGUCAAGCACCUGAUCCCGCACCACGCGGUGACGUGCGUGCUGCAGCAGGAGGACAUCGUGGCGUGCAUCCUGCUGCUGUACAACCCCGUCACCAAGUGCCCCGUGCACGUGCACGCGUACCGCUGCGACUCGGUGGAGACGGCGCAGAUCCUGUGCGGCCAGCUGCAGACGCUGAUCGAGCGGCCGGACAACCAGAAGAAGCUGUCGGAGAUCGAGUCCCGGCUGCGCGCCAAGGGACUGCUGCUGCCCGCCGCGCUGCCGCCCGGCCCGGCGUCGCGCAGGCACGGCGGCGGCUCGGACGGCCGCUCCACCAGCACCAGGGAGUCCGAGUCCUCGGCGGGCUCCUCGUCCGAGCGGCUCAGCGGGCUGCGCGAGGAGCGCGUCACCAACCUGUACGACUCGCUGGCCGCCGAGCUCCGCGAGAAGCUGGGCGCCGACCAGGACACCGGGCACGCGCCCAUCCUGCUGCCGCCGCGCGACUACGACACCGUGCACCGCCAGAAGGGCAACCUGGCCAGCGUGGACCGGCGCCGCUGCCUCAGCGCGGCCGUGGUCGGCGUCAACGCCAGGAACGUGAAGAACGCCCUGGAGGAGCAGCGCGGCGGCGCCCUGGUGGGGUCCUCCGGGGGGUCCUCCGGCAUCGGGUCGGACCACGCGCCGUCCCCGGACAACGAAUCGGACCCGCGCUACCUGGACAACGCGUCUUCAUCAGACGAGGAGUGGAACGAGCCUUCCGAGGACUCGCUGUUCCUGGUGCAGCCGGGGCUGUCGGGGCUCGGCGGCCGCGGCACACGCGCCGCGAGACGAGGAUGA